Topomyia yanbarensis is the source of this 1719-nucleotide messenger RNA. RefSeq names its product ionotropic receptor 21a-like. Gene Ontology annotation, molecular function: glutamate-gated receptor activity. NCBI's taxonomy places the organism in Eukaryota, Metazoa, Arthropoda, Insecta, Diptera, Culicidae. The record is from RefSeq and is a predicted model, not a curated record. The transcript is spliced from 2 exons. Bases 1 to 1719 code for a protein of 572 amino acids. Gene Ontology annotation, cellular component: membrane.
AUGCGGCAUGUAGUACUGCUGCUUCUCACUUUACCGUUGCUGUUACGGAAAGUCGAACUCUCAUUCGACCACCACCACCAGCGUUCGCUAUCGUUCGCCGAACGCUUCUUUCCGCUAGCGAUUUCCGCAGUUCUGAAACGUCACUUCAACCACUCGCACGAGGCUCUGCUUAUAAACUGGGCAUCCAACGGUUCGGCGAGUUCCCGGCAGCAGCAGCAGCAAGAUCUACUUAAUGAUGUAAUUCGCUGGACGAACGCUGAAUUGGUAGUACGUUUUUUCCACCCUCGUGCGGAUGUUGUUCGAGCUCGAUUCUACAAUCUACUCGUCGUGGAUGGAUACAGCAGUUUUCGUAAGAUCUAUGAAACGAUGGACUAUAAAACGUACGACUCGUCCGGAUUCUAUCUGAUCGUCAUAACCGGUGAAAUUUACGAAGAUUUGAACGAAUUGCUUCGGUGGAUGUUUGAAGAUCUGUGGAUAUUGGAUAUUUUCAACGUGAAUGUUUUAGUGGUUGCUAGUGAUGGUAGCAUACUGGUAUACACGUUCUUUCCGUACAGAGAGUUUCAUUGUGAAACGGUUAAACCUCUCCUAUGGUUAAACUUUACUGGAACCAUAGACAUGGAUGACAUAGAUUUGUACCCGAACCGGUUGAGAAGUUUUCACGGUUGUCCGUUGAAGGGUGGGACGUUUGAGGCGAAACCUUAUACGAUCAUUCCCAAGCGAGGCAACGCUUCAGAGUUAGUCGUAAGCGGUUUCGAGGGAGAUUUGAUCGAUUUACUGAAGCAGAGAUUAAACUUUACGGUUCACUAUCAAAUCGCUCCGAAUGGUUCCCAGUGGGGUUUCGCACGGGAAAAGGGGAACAGUACUGGUCUGAUGAAGCUGAUCCAAGAGGAACUGGUUGACUUCGGGGUUGGUUGUUUAGCAUUCACCUAUGAUCGACACGUCUAUUUGAAACCCGGAAUAGCUCACUACACUAGUUUGGUAUUGUUUGCAGUUUCCGCUGGACGUCCGUUCACUGCUUUCGAGAAGCUGUUUUGUCCGUUUAGUCCUACGGUCUGGUAUUUAACUGUAGUCUAUCUAGCCAUCGGAACAGUUGUCAUUUUUGGUUUACAAUUCACCUCUCUUCGGGUGAGAAAUUUUGUCUACGGCAGCGAACAGACAGCGGCCUAUUUAAAUUUACUGCAGAUUUUCUUCGGUGGAGGGAUCGGACGGACUCCUGGACGGAACUUUGCCCGAACCCUACUUCUGCUCUGGGUCAUAUUUUGUUUCGUGAUUCGAACGCUGUAUCAGGGAUCCCUCUAUCUCUACCUACAACGAUCGAUGAGUCAUGCCCCACUGGAAACCAUGGAUGAUAUCCAUCGCUCCGGAAUUCCUUACUACAUGUUAGAGAUCGGCGAACGCUACUUCAACACGAUGCCGCAUAUUUUGGAGAGAACUACGCUAGUCCCACCCGGCAAGGACAGUCUCGGUAAAACUAUUGAACGUCUCGGCCGAGGUACGAUCGACGGUGCAGUUCUGAUUCCGCUUGAUCAAGCGGCCUACCACAACAAGAUCUACCCGAAGCGGGAGUUCGUGAACGUUGCGAAGGAACGUGUUGCAGUUUACCCGGUCGGGUUCUACUAUCCGAAAAAGUCGGGUUUAACGGCCGUGUUUGACGAGCAGAUUCGUAACAUUCAGAGUACUGGAUUGAUCGAUUUCUGGGUGCGGCGCUACGGAGAUUGA